Molecule: messenger RNA, 278 nt
Organism: Macroventuria anomochaeta
Lineage: Eukaryota; Fungi; Ascomycota; Dothideomycetes; Pleosporales; Didymellaceae
Exons: 1
Source: RefSeq, a predicted model, not a curated record
CAUGGAACCUCAUGGAACCUCAUGGAACAUCAUGGAAUCCCAUGGAACAACACAGAAUCUUCUGGUUGCUGACAAAUGAUUACAAAUGAUUACAAAUGCCAAUGUAUCUAGAACAUUCCAGGAGCCAGCAGUCUGUCUAUAAAGGCAGCCUGCCCUCUUGCUCAGAUAACUCAUGCUUGCAAUUUCAAACUCAAUCCACUCCUUCAAUUCACCUCAGCAACUCCUUCCUCAACUCACUCCUUACUGAUCCUUUGUGGUAUUCCCACACUUGGUCUCUU